Molecule: messenger RNA, 237 nt
Organism: Strongylus vulgaris
Lineage: Eukaryota; Metazoa; Nematoda; Chromadorea; Rhabditida; Strongylidae
Source: the annotation of a GenBank genome assembly
AUGUCGCGUGUAGAGGCCAAGCAGUCGUCCUCUAAGAACGGGAAGAAGAUUUUCAGAUUUGAAAGCGAGACCGAUAAGAUUCCGUUGUUCUCGAGUUCGCGUAUCGGCAAGAGAGUGGCUGUGAAAGAUUUCGGAGUAGACGUAGACGACCUUCUCCACGGUAUUACGGUUUCAUGGGGGACUGAAGUGCAGCCAUCUUACUCUUCAAUUUUCGAAACUUCUCUGCUGGGCUCCUGA